Molecule: messenger RNA, 603 nt
Organism: Penicillium alfredii
Lineage: Eukaryota; Fungi; Ascomycota; Eurotiomycetes; Eurotiales; Aspergillaceae
Exons: 4
Coding region: 1-603 (200 amino acids)
Source: RefSeq, a predicted model, not a curated record
AUGCUGAUAUCAAGCAGCCAGGAACCUGAAAUACAUUACCGCUGUCGUGCAAAUCUCAAGCACCUUCUCUGGAUGUUGGACGACAGUAGCUAUGACCCUGAAAAUCGGGCUCCUCGUUGUAGCCUGCCAAUAUGCCAGAACUCGCAGCAGGGAAUACUAGGCACCAAAGAGCUGGUCCAAGACUCUUCCCUUCCGAGCCAUGACUCUCCCACCAAGUACUUCAACAGCAGAUCCAAACCUGGCAGAAAGAGGAUAUUCCUGAACAAGUCAACCAGGGGACAUGAGAUCAACAAGAUUGUUGCUGUCGCUCUGGCAGCCAUCUCAAGGGACCAUUGCAACCGCUCUAGCUUUCAACAUGCGUUAAAGACUUUUCACUGCUACGCUCAGGACUUGGACUACAAACCCGUUGACAAGGCUGUUCUCGGCGAGCACGGGAUCGAGGUCAUCGAUGACCCGAGUGCCUGGCUCAAGGUGGGUGAACGAUCGAUUCUGUUCUCGUGUGGGCCCAACGUACCGGUCAAGGAAAUCGUCGCAGACAUCGCUCGGCCGGCGGUGAACCGAUCCGUGCUCCCCUCGGGUCAGGGCCAUGAUGGAGGGUUAUGA